Molecule: messenger RNA, 1793 nt
Organism: Spea bombifrons (plains spadefoot toad)
Lineage: Eukaryota; Metazoa; Chordata; Amphibia; Anura; Pelobatidae
Product: phosphatidylinositol 3,4,5-trisphosphate 3-phosphatase TPTE2-like
Exons: 19
Coding region: 195-1724 (509 amino acids)
Biological process (GO): monoatomic ion transport; transmembrane transport; protein dephosphorylation
Cellular component (GO): membrane; cytosol
Molecular function (GO): protein tyrosine phosphatase activity; monoatomic ion channel activity; phosphatidylinositol-3,4,5-trisphosphate 3-phosphatase activity
Source: RefSeq, a predicted model, not a curated record
CCGUUCAGCCUAUUGGUGCUUGGCUCUUCCUCUUAAAUCAAGUUCAUUCAAGUAAUUUGAGCAGAUGACAGAGAGACUGAGAAGGCUAGGUACAGCUCCCUGCCGUAUGGACUGCAUUUAUUGAUGAGCAGGGCUGGAAGAAAGCUGCAGUCAGAGGGACACAUUCCAGAUCCAGACAUUUAAAGGCAGCUAAGAUGUCAUCGGUAAGGUUUGAAUCCGGCCCGGACGCCUCGGCAGUUAAUGGGUUUACUAAGACAGAGGAGAAAAUACAGAUCGAUGACGGGAAAAAUGAAGCAGAGGAGCCGGUGACAAGGACCAGCAUGUUAAAGAAAAAAAUGGCUCCGUUUGUGAUGUCUUUCGGAUUCAGGGUUUUUGGUGUCAUUCUCAUCAUUGUGGAUUUUGUCUUUGUUAUUGUGGAUCUUUCUGUCGCUGAGAAAAGUGCACAAACCAGCGCUACCAUAUCGGGCAUCUCGUUAGCCAUAUCGUUCUUCUUUCUCCUUGACGUUCUUCUACACAUAUUCGUGGAAGGGUUUCAUCAGUAUUUUAGUUCAAAGCUAAACAUUUUUGACGCCGCCAUCGUUGUGGUUACGCUGCUUGUCACUCUUAUAUACGCCUUCACGGACUUCAGUGGAGCGACAAACAUCCCAAGACUGGUGAACUUAUUCCGAGCUUUGAGAAUAAUCAUUUUGGUAAGAAUCUUCCGCUUGGCUUCUCAGAAAAAACAACUGGAAAAGGUUACUCGGAGGAUGGUCUCUGAAAACAAAAGACGCUACCAAAAGGAUGGAUUUGAUCUGGAUCUCACCUAUGUCACCGAUCGUAUAAUUGCCAUGUCAUUUCCCUCGUCUGGGAAACAGUCCUUUUACAGGAAUCCCAUCAAGGAAGUAGCAAGGUUUUUAGACUUGAAACAUAAGGAUCACUACAGGAUCUACAAUUUAUGCAGUGAGAAUGGAUACGAUCCCAAAUAUUUCCACUACCGUGUGGAACGAAUUUUUAUUGAUGAUCAUAAUGUCCCUGCUCUAGCAGACAUGCUGACCUUCACGGCAAGUGUACGUGCAUGGAUGGCAGAGGAUCCGAAGAAUGUUAUAGCUAUUCAUUGUAAAGGCGGUAAAGGUCGGACGGGCACCAUGGUUUGCACAUACCUUAUUGACUGUGACCAGUUUGAGAGCGCAAAGGAAAGUCUGGAUUAUUUUGGAGAACGCAGGACAGACACAACUGUGAGCACCAAAUUUCAAGGUGUGGAAACACCAUCUCAGAGCAGGUAUGUUGGAUAUUAUGAAAUCAUGAAGAAUAAAUACAAGCUGCAGCUUCCUCCAGAAAAGAAAUUCAGCAUCCGAAGCAUCAGAAUUCACUCCAUUCAAGGUGUGGGGAAAAGCAAUGGCAGCGACCUGAAGGUUCAGAUAUUAAUGAAGAAGGAGGUGGUUUUCCAGUGUGUCUGCAGGACGCAGGAGAACUGCACGCUGUUUUUUGAUGCUGGAAAUAACUCCGUAGUAAUCAGUUUGAAAGGAUGUCCUGUCAUCUCUGGAGACAUCAAAAUAAGAUUUGAGUCCAAUGCUGGUCUGCCAAAAGGCUAUGACGACUGUCCGUUUUAUUUCUGGUUCAAUACGUCUUUCAUAGAAAAUGACAGACUUUAUCUCUCCAAGAACGAGCUGGAUAAUCCCCACAAAGAAAAAUCUGCCAAGAUCUACAAGGAGAACUUUGCAGUGGAAGUGAACUUCGAGCCUUGAGUCAGUCUGUCUCAAAUAUGGAAGACCAACAUGUGUGCCCACGUCUGUUAUAACGUUUCUUAAGAGUUU